Molecule: messenger RNA, 2478 nt
Organism: Molossus molossus (Pallas's mastiff bat)
Lineage: Eukaryota; Metazoa; Chordata; Mammalia; Chiroptera; Molossidae
Gene: CDH26
Product: cadherin 26
Exons: 17
Coding region: 1-2478 (825 amino acids)
Biological process (GO): calcium-dependent cell-cell adhesion; multicellular organism development; adherens junction organization
Cellular component (GO): adherens junction; plasma membrane; catenin complex
Molecular function (GO): cadherin binding; calcium ion binding
Source: RefSeq, a predicted model, not a curated record
AUGAGCUCCAGGGGCCCCCCUUCCCUGCCGCUCCUCCUGGCACUGCUGCUGCUGCUGCUGAUGCAGGUCGACCUCAUCAACAGCUUCCAACAAGAACAUGAGGAUCUUACCAAUCAAAUGCAGGGAGACAGCCACCGGCCUCUACGGCGAUCCAAGAGAAGAUGGGUUGUCACCACCUUGGAGCUGGAGGAGGAAGACCCAGGACCCUUCCCGAAGUUUGUUGGAGAGCUACUCAAUAAUAUGUCUGACAACACAUCACUGAUAUACUUAAUCAGCGGGCCCGGUGUGGAUGAAUAUCCUGAGAUUGGUUUGUUUUCCAUAGAAGAUCAUCAGAAUGGAAAAAUAUAUGUUCACCGCCCUGUGGACCGAGAGACAACACCAUCUUUCACGGUUCAUUUCGAUGUUGUGAAUCGCUUGACAGGAGAGAUCAUGGACAACUCCUUGAUCUUCAACAUCAAGAUCACUGACGUGAAUGACCACGCACCCCAGUUCACUGAGAAGGAGUUCAACGUCAGCGUGAGAGCGAGCCAUGAAGCAGGUCAACCUAUUUUUCAGAUGUCAACAGUUGAUUUGGACCAAGAAAACACUCCAAAUUCUCGAGUCCUCUACUCCCUUGUUUCUCAAACGCCGUUACUGAAGGAAAGUGGAUUCAAGAUCGACCGCGACAGCGGAGAAAUCUGGCUCUCGGGAUGCCCCGAGUAUGAGACUGCUCCUCAGUUCACACUACUGAUCAGAGCGAGGGACUGCGGGGACCCACCGCUGUCGGCCACGGCCACGGUUCACGUCCACGUGCAGGAAGGCAACCACCACAGGCCCACGUUCACCCAGGACAAUUACCAGGUGCAGGUCCCCGAAGGCCGAGUCCGCCCCGAUGUGCUGCGUCUCUCAGUCCGAGACGGCGACUCACCAUUCACGUCAGCCUGGAAGGCAAAGUUCAACAUAUCCGAUGGCAACCAAGAGGGACACUUUGACAUCCUGACCGACCCCGAGACCAACGAAGGGAUCUUAAAUGUUAUCAAGGCUCUGGAUUACGAGGCGCACCCCACAUGGAGUCUCAUCGUCGCCGUGGACAACGAGGAGCCGCUCUCCCCCUGCGCACGACACACGCUCCAGGAGCCGACGGGGGCGGCGGCCAGCGUCACGGUGAGCCUGCAGGUGACGGAUGCCAACGAGCCGCCGGCCUUUCACCCCGGGAGCUUCGUGGUCACCGAGGUGGAAGGCGCCAGGCCCGGGACCCCUCUGGGAAGAUUCAGUGCCACGGACCCAGACAGAACCGGCGGCCAGAUAAGGUAUGAACUGGUUCACGACCCUGCGAGCUGGGUGGCCGUGGACGAACGCUCAGGAGCAGUCGUCACCAGGCAGCAGAUUGACCGGGAGUCCCCUUACGUGAAUGACAGCUUCUACGUCAUCAUCGCACAUGCUGUUGAUGACGGCCACCCGCCGCAGACGGGGACGGGGACCCUGAUGCUCUUCCUGUCCGACGUGAACGACAACGCCCCGACGCUCCAUCCCCGCUCUCAGUACCUGGAGGUCUGUGAGUCCUCGGGGCCCGAGCCCCUCCUCGUCGAGGCGGAGGACCGCGACCUGGAGCCCUACUCGGACCCGUUCACCUUCGAACUGGACACCACCCAGGGAAACGCAGGGGACACGUGGAAACUGGGGGAGAGCAGGGGUUGGUCGGUUGAACUUUUAAUGCUGAGAAGCCUGCCCCCUGGUGAUUACUCAGUGCCGCUUGUCAUCGGAGACAGACAGGGGCUCUCCCAGAAACAGAGUGUCCGCGUGAGGGUCUGUUCCUGUCCCGGCGGAUCCACGUGUGCAGCAGAGCAGUCGGCCGCGGGGCUGGAGCUCCCUGCUCUGCUCUUCGCAGUGUUCACGGCUCUGGCAGCUGCUCUGCUCCUCCUGCUGUACCGCGCUUGUGCGUCUGCAGCCAGGAGGCGCCGCCGCCCCUACCGGCGAGACGAAGGCCAGCAGACCCUGAUCAAGUACAACGACGAGAGCAGGGCCCACGAAGCCCAGCUUGUUAGCUUCGCCAUGUUGAGCAAAUGGCCCUGGUCAAGGUCCAGCUGUGGGAGGGACGAAAGCCCCAUGCAGGACAAGGGGCCUGUCUUCUUCUGGGCAUCGCAGCGCCACCUACAGGCCCUCCGGACUCCCGUCGUGGUGACGGUCUCGGCCCCUGGACGGCCGAUCAAGCUGGUCGGCAAGACUGCACAGGGGCUUCGGGUCUCCAAGGGGAAGCGGAUGGGGUCAGAGGUCAGGGAUCAGAUGCCAGCCCUGCAGAUCGACGCAGCGGAGGAAGGCGCCAAGCUGGGUGCUAAGAAGCUCUGCGGCCUGGACCCACUGGCUGAGGACCCUGGGUCCCUGCCUCACAUCUACGUGGAGGAGGGAGCCUGGGACCAGGCAGAGACCCUGAGCUCACUCUCCUUCUCGGAACACAGUCUGCCGUCUGACCUGAUGCUCUGGCUGGGGGCCAAGGCCUGA